Molecule: messenger RNA, 2110 nt
Organism: Aedes albopictus (Asian tiger mosquito)
Lineage: Eukaryota; Metazoa; Arthropoda; Insecta; Diptera; Culicidae
Product: sodium-independent sulfate anion transporter
Exons: 3
Coding region: 236-2080 (614 amino acids)
Biological process (GO): transmembrane transport
Cellular component (GO): plasma membrane
Molecular function (GO): sulfate transmembrane transporter activity
Source: RefSeq, a predicted model, not a curated record
CACCACUAUCAGUCUCGCUGCAAGCUUUGAAUCAGCUGGUGGUUACGAUUACCUCUUCGGGAGUCCCUAUAGGGCACUUUUGGCCUAGCAACAUUGUACCUAUUAUUGUCCAGCAAAUAAUAAUUGACGUUAUCAGCAGAAUUACCCAUUUCGGAAGGCUACACAUUCAUCCGCGGUGCAGACUGUCUAGAGACCCGUCAGGCUUAAAUAUACGAGUAUGAACCGGUGGUGAGAGAUGGCGACGAAUCCCAUUCACGGUGGCGCAUCAGCGGCAGAUCAGCAAGAGUUGAGCGAUGGCUCCGAGCAGGACUUCCGGGAACGACUACCGAACGUGUACUCGGUUAUGGUGCCGCAGCUUCGAACGGUUUGCAGCACAUCAACUGUAAGAAGGCGUUUCCACGUGCUGGAGUGGCUACCAAAAUACCGUGCAAACUACAUACUGUCGGACAUCAUCGCCGGAGUCACGGUAACCCUGACAGCCAUACCUCAGAGCAUAGCGUAUGGGAUCUUGGCGAAUCUACAGCCCCAGGAUGGGAUUUAUUCCAACCUGGUAGGAUGCUUCAUGUAUUUCCUGUUCGGAAGCGUCAAGGACGUCACAGUGGCGCCAACCUCAAUCAUGGCGAUCAUGAUACAAGGAGUUGUUGCGGAGCUGGGACCGGGCGCAGCACUGCUGACGCUGAUAGCCGGUUGCGUGACAUUUCUGUUCGGGUUGCUGAAUUUGGGGUUCUUGGUGCGCUUCAUUUCGAUGCCAGUGAUAACGGGGUUCACAACGGCUGCCUGCUUAACAAUCGGCAGCGCACAACUUCGAGCACUAUUCGGAAUCAGUAGCAAAGGAAAAAGCAGCGACUUCAUAGACGCCUGGGAAAAUGUGAUCCAACAUAUCGGCGAAACGCGACUAUGGGACGCUUUACUGGGAUUUAGCUCGAUUGCGUUCCUGGUGAUACUCCGACUAACCAAAGACUGCGGUCAGGGCCGCUGGAAGACAUUCUUCAUGUAUCUAUCGUUGCUGCGCAACGCUAUGGUCGUGGUCAUCGGCGCGGUCCUAGCAUAUGCAUUCUCGCUCAGCGGAACGCAGCCAUUUAUUUUGACAGGUCACGUGGAAGCGGGUCUUCCACCGUUCCAUGUCCCACCGCUAUCGGUAACAAAUAACGGAACAUACUACGGGUUUUCCGAUAUGAUCUCCGUGAUGGGAACUUCGAUCAUCACCAUCCCGUUGGUAUCCACGCUGGAGAUCAUCUCCAUCGGAAAGGCCUUCUCCAAAGAUAAGAUCGUGGAUGCCACGCAGGAAAUGAUCGCCCAGGGGAUGUGCAACAUAGCGGUAGCCUUUUUCUCACCCCUUCCCGUAGCGGGUUCUUUUACAAGAACCGCGAUCAACAACAGUAGCGGCGUUAAGACAUCCCUCGGGUGUGCCGUAACGACCGCAAUGCUCCUACUAGCUCUAGCAGUCUUGACGGAUGCUUUUUACUACAUUCCUAAAGCGACACUUGCAUCAGUGGUGAUUGCGGCAAUGAUCUUCAUGGUGGACUACCGAGGGAUGGCGGAGAUCUGGCGAGUCAAAAAGUUGGACAUGAUCCCUUUCCUGGGAACGGUCAUUGCCGGUGUCUUCCUCGGCCUGGACUACGGCAUCCUGAUCGGAAUUGCCCUCAACUGUUGCUUUUUGUUGCAUCUCAUGUCGGCCCCCAAGAUCGAUCUACAGUUGUCACUGGUGGACGACAUUCGAGUUCUGGUGGUGCGACCCGCCAUGGACUUGACUUUUUCCUCAGCAGAAUACUUACGGGAUCGCGUCGUACAGGCGGUUGUUAACGAUUACGAGAAUCCAGUGGAUCUGGUAGUUUUGGAUGGUAGCAGGGUGAACUUCGUGGACACAACCGUGGUGAAAAACCUAGCCAGCACGGAGAAUGAUCUACGCUCAAGGCAUGUUGGAUUGGCGCUGUGGAGAUGGCGCAGGAGCACUGCUGGCGGGCUGGUGCGCCUCAGGGAUGGAUUUCGAGCACUACUAGUCAACGCAGGGGAUUUGGAUGCAGUAGUGCAACAGUGGAAGGCAUCAGCGGAGGGGUAUCUCAAAGAAGCCACGGAGUAAUAAACGAUGGAAUAGGUCAAUAUUUACGAG